UCCAAUAGGUUUUUCGACUUUGCUUUUUCCAUUCGUCGAAGGUCUGGAUAAACGCGAAGUGCGAUGAACAUUUCUGGGGACAGAGAAGAAAUCAAUAUGCCGCUGGACAGGGAGAGGCCCUGCAUGGCCCAUUCCGCGGACCGGGCACACUGUUGGUACUUCUCGGAGUACUUCCUUCCCGACCCGUGGCGCGCUUUUCAAAACUUGGCGCUCUUUGCGGACGCGGUCGGCAGCAGGGCAACCAACCUUUGAGUUGACAGUAGUGCUGCGGGAUUAGGCCGAGUCAUUCGGCCACUAGUUCAGUUGUUGACAACAAGGCCGACCCGCGCCUCACGGCCCCGCAUCGGGGGACCGAGGUCUACGACCACUGUACCCGCCAUCGCUGUGGCAGUGCUGGCUGGGGCCUGAGGCAGCACGCCGGUGGUCCGUUCCUGUCUCACUCGUAGACGAUCUCGGUAGCCUGGGUUCCAUUCUACUUGUUUCGGCCCGGGACUUGAAACUUGGAACGCACAGAGCGGCGCGCCGAGCGACAGGGCGACAGGAUGCGUGCGUGCGUGGUGGGGGCGGGCAUCGUCGGGCUGCACACGGCGCUCGAGCUGCAGCGCGAGCUCGGCGCCUCCCUGGACAUCACCAUCCUGGCCGACAAGUUGAACGAGGAGACCACCGGUGACGGCGCGGCCGGCUUCGUCUUCCCCUCCACCUAUUUCACGGGGCCGUCGCCCGAGGUCACCAAGCGGUGGAUCCGGGACUCGUACGAUUGGUACGAUGCGGCUUGCUGGUCGGACCAGGGCCGCGCCAGUGGCGUGGCCGAGCUCUCGGGGUACUUCUACUCCAACGCGAGCCGCGCGCGAGUGUGGAACCACCUCAUGAAGGACGUCUGCCCGGAGUACCGCGACGCCACCGACGACGAACUGCAGCUGUUCCCCGGCGGCGCGCGGUUCGGGUCCUUCGUCCGCACGCUGCUCGUCGAAUGCCGCUACUUCCUGCCCUGGGCGCUGAGCAGGCUCCAGGAGGGCGGCGCCAAGGUGCAGCGGCGCACGGUGAGCGCGUGGAGCGAGCUGGCGGACUUCGACGUGGCCUUCAACUGCACGGGCUUGGGUGCGGCAGAGCUGUGCGCCGAUCACUCGGUGGUGCCUGUCCGCGGGCAGGUGUACAAGGUGGCCGCGCCGUGGAUCAAGACCUUCACGUACUUCGACGGGGACACCUACAUCAUCCCUGGCCGCGAGCAGGUGACGCUGGGAGGCUCUCGCUGGCUGGGCAACCCGUCCCUGGCCGUGGACCCGCACGAGAGCGCCGCCAUCUGGGAGAAGUGCGUGCGCGCCGUGCCCAGCCUGCAGCGGGCGCGCGUGCUGCGCCAGUGGGUCGGCCUCAGGCCCUUCCGCUGCCCCGUGCGCGUCGAGGCGGAGACCGUCGCCGUGCAAGGCGGCUCGGCCCUCAAGGUGGUGCACAACUACGGCCACGGCGGGUACGGCAUCACCGCGGCCCCCGGCACGGCCCGCCACGCCGUCGCCUUGUUCAAGGAGGGCAUGAGAGCGAGCGGACUCGGCGGACUAGGGGCAUCGGCAUCGUGCAAGCUGUAGCGCAGCCGGCCAAUCCAGCGUCCAGCACAGGAGUGCCAAUUCACCAUGAGGUUUUCAACUGGAUCUGUUACUCCUUAAGUCUGUGUUCCUUUUCAUUAUUAGAAU
Thrips palmi is the source of this 1685-nucleotide messenger RNA. RefSeq names its product D-aspartate oxidase (gene Daao1). The coding region runs from base 543 to 1580 and encodes 345 amino acids. Gene Ontology annotation, molecular function: FAD binding; D-amino-acid oxidase activity. Lineage: Eukaryota; Metazoa; Arthropoda; Insecta; Thysanoptera; Thripidae. The record is from RefSeq and is a predicted model, not a curated record. The transcript has 5 exons.